GUCUAAAAAUACACCAUUAGUAAAGUUAACAAGUUGCAUCAGUCACUUCGAUGUACAUAACAUUGAGGAGUUGCCGAUUAUUGAAUUGAAAAAGAAAUUUAAACGGAUCCACUUCAGCAUAGAUUCAUCAAUGGCUGUCAACCCAACUUUAGCACUUGGUAUCGCCACCUGUUUCCUAAAAGACGAGAACCGCGAGAACUUCAGCGACUUCACAGUCUGUGUCGGCGACCGGACCUUCCAGUGCCACCGUUACCUCCUGUCCGCCUGCUCUGGAUUCUUCCAGGCCCUGCUGAGGUCGGACAUGAAGGAGAGAACAGAGAACGAGGUCACGCUUAAAGAUGUUUCCCCGGACACGUUUCAACUGGUUCUUGACGUCAUUUACAAGGCGGCUGACGUCCUGACUAAAGAGAACGUCAUUGAUGUCUGGCACGCUGCCUGCAUGUUACAGAUAGAUUUCCUUACCAACUACACGGAAAGUUUUUUAACACCAUGUGUUACUGUAGAUAAUUACUGGGAUUUCUACACUAACGCGAUUUUACUCAACUCAAGCAUCGUUAAAAAAUCUUGCCUUGAUACAAUGGCAACCAGCUUCAUUGAUCUUACCGGAACAGAACAUUUCGUCGAUAUUUACUUUGACGAUCUGUACGAAAUUCUUAAACACAAUAACUUGUGUGUGUGUCCAGAUUUUGUCGUCCCAGCCAUUGCUCGCUGGGUCAAGCAUGACACUACAAACAAGGAAGCGGACCCAGGCACUGAGAAAGAAACUCAGGUGAUUGAAGAGGAAGAAAACAACCGUUACGACUGUUUUGAAAAAUUAUUCAGCGCGGUGAAUAUGAAACAGCUUAGCAAGCAAGAACUUAUUAAUUUGAUGACAGAUCCUAAGCUAGCCGAACACAAAAACGCUGUCAUUCACAUCAACAAUGUGGCAGCUCAAAGACUGGACACGACAUGGCAAUUUGGAGAGCCUACAUAUAUUUACCAAAACGGCCGCAAUACUUUAAAUCCUGUCUUCAAUUCUCAGAAAUUAUGCCAACAUUGCAAUCGCAAGUAUACACCCAACAUGUGAACAUGGUUAUACAGAAACUUAGAGUAUAAACAUUAUCUAUGAAGGGGGUUAGAUUUUUGCGUUUUUAUAUUUUGAAUUUAAAAUAAA
Messenger RNA from Physella acuta, 1153 nucleotides. Its product is annotated as kelch-like protein 6. The record is from RefSeq and is a predicted model, not a curated record. Lineage: Eukaryota; Metazoa; Mollusca; Gastropoda; Physidae. Gene Ontology annotation, molecular function: protein binding.